CUAUAGUAUUUAACGAUACUCGAUACCGUCUCACGUAAAUUUUUAGUAUGGAAAAUUUUACAGCGCCUCUAGCGGUCACUUGUGGAACUAAAAUCGCUACCAUGAGUUUACAAUAAAUACGUAUCGAAUAAAAACUCGCUAGCGACUAAUGUUUUAAGCAGUUUCUCAUGUGAAUCGGUACCAUGAGUAAACAAUUUGACAGGUGGUAUCGUAAAAUACUGUUACUACAAUAGUAAAAUAACUCACUAGCCUUUUGUAGGGUGAAAGUGUUUAGUGUUGUGAAGAGUUUCAUACAAAAGAAUAAUAUUUAGUAAUUUGCGCUUAAUACGUUAUAUAAAUAUGUCCGGUAAAGCAUAUUUAGCGUGGAAUAUGUUAGCUUUGGCUUCACGAGAAGACGAACGACGUGAACAAGGACGAUUUCAAGCUAGUGUACGAAAGUGUCUUGGACAUCCACUUGAAAAUUUGAGUGAUAAUAAUUUUAUUAAAGAAUAUAGGCUAAGCAAAGAGGCUUUCGAGUAUUUGUGUGGACUCCUAAGAGCUCACACAGAUUUGAAAUCAUCACAAAGAGUAUCCCUUGACACAAAGGUUUUAUGUGCAUUAUUAUUUUAUGCACAUGGCAGCUAUCAGCGAAUUACUGGCAAAGCUCAUCAUUUUUCCCAGGAGGCAAUGAGUGUCUUUAUUCAUCAAGUAACACAAGCUUUAAACCAUCCAAUAAUUUUAAAAAAAUUCAUAAAAUUUCCAACGAGAAGAGAAGAAAGGGAUACCAUUAAACAAAGUUUCUUCAAUAAAUAUGGCUUCCCAGGAGUAAUAGGGUGUAUUGACGGAAGUCACUUUAAAAUAUUUACACCCAACAAAGAAGAGGAGCACUUAUAUUUCUGUAGGAAACAUUAUCAUUCUCUUAAUGUGCAAAUGAUAUGUGACCACAAUUGUAACAUCCUCUCUGUAAAUGCAAAGUUUGGAGGUGCAACACACGAUGCAUUUAUAUGGGAGAAUAGCAAUAUCAAUGAUUACAUACAAUCAUUGCACAGGCAGAAUGAGAUUGUGUGGCUGCUUGGCGAUUCCGGUUACCCUCAACGGCCAUGGUUGAUGACACCCUAUUUAGACCCGCCUCCAAAUUCGAUGAAGGAAGUCUACAAUGUAGCUCACAUAUCCACAAGAGUUGUCAUUGAGAAUACUUUUGGGCGUUUGAAAAACCGAUGGCGCUGUCUACAUAGGGAUAGGACUUUAUACUAUCAACCAGAAAAAUGUGCACAAAUUAUUUUAGCAUGUUGUGUGUUACACAACAUUGCACUGAAAUACAAUAUUCCGGAUCCUGAGGAUAAUAUUGGUGUAGGAACACAAGAACCAUUUGAACAAGAUGAGCUGGUGUUUGUAAAUGAAUCAACCAGUAAUGUAUUACUCAGGGGGCGCACAAUACGGGAUCAAGUGGCAAGAAGACUUUCCCAAAGACGAUAAAAUCAAAAGACUAAAAUUCUUUCAUCAUGUUAUCCUAUAAUAAUUGACCACCUGUUAGUUACAUUUUAAUUCAAUGUGGCUUUUAUACUCAUAAUAUACUUAAAUAUGGUUAUAAUAU
This is a messenger RNA of Aricia agestis (brown argus), 1573 nucleotides long. Its product is annotated as putative nuclease HARBI1. The transcript has 6 exons. Lineage: Eukaryota; Metazoa; Arthropoda; Insecta; Lepidoptera; Lycaenidae. The record is from RefSeq and is a predicted model, not a curated record. The coding region runs from base 340 to 1455 and encodes 371 amino acids.